Molecule: messenger RNA, 1080 nt
Organism: Soboliphyme baturini
Lineage: Eukaryota; Metazoa; Nematoda; Enoplea; Dioctophymatida; Soboliphymatidae
Source: the annotation of a GenBank genome assembly
AUGGCCGGCUUCGAGCUCAGAACCGCGUUGUUGUACUGUGUCUCGACGUUAGGAGUUGCCGGCUCCGUGCUGUGCAUCUACACGAUGAGCCACCUGUCGUUCAAGAAACACAGCAUCUUCCGACUGCUGCUGACCACCAUGUGUUAUGCCGACCUGUGCUUCAACGUCCUCAAUUUCUCGGCAGUCUACUUCGAGACGAAUUCGAGCGUCUGCGUCACCGCCAACUCGUCGUCUUCGCUGCUGCCGCUGCAUUUCCUGCGGUUCGUCAAAGGCCUUAUGCAGUCCAUCUCACUGUUUUGCGACCUGUCAACCGCUCUGCUGGCACUCGAGCGCUACCUGUCCGUCUGUAAGCCGAUCUUCUGGCACACGGUCAGCAGAAUGACGAAGUUGCGUAUGUGCUACGUGAGUCUGACGCUGGCGGCUCUGGCCAGCGGCAUGCGCUUUACGUGCAGCUUCACGAACGACGUGCUGUACGUGUACAGAAACAACUCGCCGGUCUACAACCGAAUGCUGAAAAAUCGCUUCUACUACAGUAGUACGUUCGAGGUGUUAAACCUCAUCACCGGCAUCGUUAUUCCGUGCAUUCUGAUCGCCGUCAUAUUUUUCCUGACGAUCAGCGUGAUCCUGGGUAUCAAACGACGUGCCCAAAUGCACCAGUUCAGUCUCCAGUGGUCCAGUGUUUCGGCAAAGCUGCUGUUCUUCGUGAUCGGUCGAAAACUGUCCACGCUGACCACCAACACUUUGCACGAGCGCAAACUGAAGGAGGCGCGCAAUCGAGCGAUGUUGAUCGUCGUGACGCUGGUCGGCUUCCUUCUAGACCAAUUUUCGUACAUAUUUUCGGCCACCUGCUACUUGGUCGAAAUUAACGAUUUCCGCUUCCCCGAGGACCGCCUAUUGCCAAUCACGUUUGGCAACGUUUACAGACUGACGGUAGUCAUGGUCGUGAAAAUCGUGUGCGCCGUCAUGGAGUCGUUGGCGCACACGAUUAACUUCUACGCCUACGUGCUGUUCAACGCCACGUUCAGGGAGAGGUUCAAGGAGAAAAUAGCUUGCAACGACAGGAGGCACGACAGCGUCUGA